Messenger RNA from Hyaloscypha bicolor E, 1953 nucleotides. RefSeq lists its product as uncharacterized. The record is from RefSeq and is a predicted model, not a curated record. Lineage: Eukaryota; Fungi; Ascomycota; Leotiomycetes; Helotiales; Hyaloscyphaceae. The transcript has 6 exons. The coding region runs from base 439 to 1839 and encodes 466 amino acids.
CACCCAUCAUGCUCAAAUACCCAGAUCCCACGUUAGUCUGACAGGCCUCGGGAUCUACUAGGUAAUCCCGUACAGUAUGUAAUCCCCGCGAUGACUAGUAGUAUGCUGCCCAAAGCAGGGCGACUGAGGACAGAGGAACAUAUCAGGGCUUCGUGCGGCCCGAGAAUACGAUGCGCAACCCGUCGGGCACCUACGACGUCCGCAAAGAGCCAGCCACGGCAGCAAGCUCUAGCAUGCCCGGUUGGUUCCCCGACGCCUACUUUGUUUCACACAGCGCCACCACCUGCAGGCUGGUAGCUGGCUCGCAAAUGGGAUCACUCACUCCUUAUCGAAUUAAUUUUGUGGCUGCCUUCAAAUAUGCCAACUCAAUGCUGCACAUGACCUAACAGAGGGGCUGAAAAAUGCCUCGUAAACCAACACUCGUUCGGAGGCUGGGCGAUGUGGAUUGCUCUCGUUGGCACGCACCACUCCAAUCUCUUCUUGAAUUCCAGGCUCCUUUCUAGUUCAGCGUCCAUAGGCUUCACGAGAAUUUCUGCCAUGGAUGCUCUUUGUCGAACGGACGAAUUCACUAAUAACGACUGGGGAUAUUUUCACUAUCCUAGGACUCCCAUAACUCGUCCAUCGGAUCGUUGUGCCACGCUCUUCCGCGCGAGGAGUAAGGAAGCUGAUGAGGGUGAUGAGGGUGACGAGAGGCAGGAUGGACUUGCUAGGAAUACUCCCACGAUCUCGAUGGAUUGGUUGGAUGAAAAUGCGGAAUGGUUUGAUCUGGAAAGUCCGGAUAAGGUUGUGAGCAUUCUCUGGUUCCCCCGCGAUUCUAGAGAACUCGAUGCACCGUCGCUUCGAAAGAUUCCCAUCAGCAAAGCCCUGUUCCAGGAGACCGUGAGAAAGUUCCACUUCCAUAGGGCCUUGGUCGAAUUGCUCAGUAAUGGUUUUUCGGCGUUUUCCAGGAUCUCAUGUACGAUCGAAGACCGACCAUGCAAUGUCUAUACUCUCUGCGUAGAACGCAAGUCGUUUGAGCAUACGGCCCUAACUAUCACAUACUUCCCCAGUACUCAAAAAGUACUCGGCAACAAAACUCAAAAACUCGGCAGCAAGACAUAUGCCCUGGCACUUGGAUUCAACGGUAAAGAGAUUGGAGAUAUAUACCAAAACAUGAGUGCUGCCCCCGAGCUCAUGUUUUCACCUUUCACUUCCAUGAAGAUCUUCCUUGAGAAUGAAAAAAAGAAGCGCGUCGUGGGCUCGGGCCAUAACAAAGACAAGACUGAGAACCUCAUCGAGGGCCACGGAGAGGUACAGACAGAAACUAAUCCGCGAGAGGCCGCAAAAGAUACCGACGAUCCCCAUGAGCUUCUCCAGUCCUACCUCGAGGAACAACAUCUGAAGAGUGGACUGAUGGCCUGGAAAGCGGAACUCCUUGAGAUGAAGAAAUUUACUGCGGAACUGGAGGCUAUGAGACCGCCCCAAUCACAAGAGGCUCAUCCCUCCGACUACCUUGACCGGCUGGUGCGUGAGUACGAUGUACUGAUACAGAAUUGUGAACUCGUCCUACAAACUACUUCACUCGCAUUUCAAAAGGAUACCGCCCAUCUAGCAAGAGAAGAUGCUCGACAGAUGAAAACUAUCGCUAUUCUAACCAUGAUAUUCCUACCGGGGACCUUUAUAGCGAUACUCAUGACCAUACCAGAGUUUGACUCAAUGGGAGAUAUCAAAGCUGUUCCACGGUGGUCGUGGUACCUGAUCCUCUCUCUUCCUCUUACCGCUAUUACACUUGGCAUUUACGCCAUCUAUAUCUAUGCAGAUCAAAUAAAGGAGGUGUAUCGAAAAAUAAUCAAAGUUUAAUAUUAUAAAGUUACUCAAUAAAAGUAAGUAAAGUAGAUACCGAUCAGACGACUUAAGCUUGCAGCAUCCCAAUCUGCACUCCGAUUGCAGCACGCGGACUGACAAGGUGGCCCC